This is a messenger RNA of Hydractinia symbiolongicarpus, 3943 nucleotides long. RefSeq lists its product as uncharacterized. Gene Ontology annotation, molecular function: protein binding. Bases 411 to 3815 code for a protein of 1134 amino acids. The transcript is spliced from 17 exons. The record is from RefSeq and is a predicted model, not a curated record. Lineage: Eukaryota; Metazoa; Cnidaria; Hydrozoa; Anthoathecata; Hydractiniidae.
AACGCACACACACCCUGUCCUCUCGAAACUCACAGAGGUGACACACUUUUAAAACCAACUGAUAAAUUUUCGAUACGUUAUAGAUAAUAGGGAUAGGAAGGCGCCUUUUUCCUAGAAGCGGGAAAAAAAGCCCAGGGGACGACAUUAGCUUCCUUACGACUGAAUGGGACGAUGUUUGAUCAGCAACCAACAAUUUCUUACCUUGCUUGCCAUCACUACUCGUGCGAGAUAGAUGGCCAUGUGUUAAAAAAAGAGAUUUGCAUGUUUAUAUAUAGUUUAACCUUUGUUUGUAUAUAUUUAACCGUCCCCCUGACCUGGGACCAAUUUUGGUCCCAGUUUGCACUUCGUAAAAGUACGGGCAGCGGGCUGUAUCGUUAGUGUGCAAGUAGUAUUGCGACCAGCGAUUAAGUAUGACAAGAAGAAGAAGACAAAAAAUAGAAGAUUUGUAUUGUGGAUUGGGAAAAGAUCCAGAUGAUUUGGUCAUUAAGUAUAUCAAUCCAUUCAUUGGUUCUGGUGUAUUUACUACAAAAGAUCUGCAUAAAGGUGAUUUCAUUCUGGAAUAUGCAGGGGAAAGAAUAUCCAAUGAUGAGGCUGAUAAAAGGGAAGCAGAGUAUGCUAAAAACGGAACUGGGUGUUACAUUUAUUUCAAUAUAAUAAGUUCCAACAAUACAACAUUCUGUAUUGAUGCAACAAAUUCUGUGCAGAUUGGAAGAAUUGUGAAUGAUGCACCUACUAAGUAUGCUAAUUGUGUGAUGAAGAAAUACACAAAUAAAAAAAUGGAAGUCUUUAUAGCGUUGUAUGCGUUAGUAGAUAUAAAACAAGACACCGAGUUAAGAUAUGAUUAUGGAGAAAAUCCAGAUGAUAUGCCCUGGCGCAAAAAGGCUGAAUGUCUCAAACCAUUGAACAUCAAUGAAGUUGUGGAAAAAACACCAAAAGGUAGUAAAAUAACUAAAGAAAUGACUAAGGAACAGAGAGAUGCAAAGAUAACAGAAUUUCCAUCAGAUUUCAAAAAUUCAACUAAUAAGACUCACUUUCUCAAACCAUUGAACAUCAAUAAAGUUGUGCAAAAAUUAUCAAAACGUACCGAAAGUGGUACAGAAGAUCUUGAACAGAGAGAUGUAAAGAUAACAGAAUUUCCAUCAGAUUGUAAAAUGUCUACUGAUGAGACUCACUUUCUCAAACCAUUGACCGUUAAUAAAGUGGUGCCAAAAUUACCAAAGAUUACCCAAAAAACAAAAGCCAUGUGCGCCAGUAAACGAGCGCACAAAGACGUGAAGAUAAAAGAAUUUUCAUCAAAUUUCGAGAAGUCUACUGAUGAGCCGGAUUUUCAUAUUGUUUACCAAGUGCAAAAUUCUGUAAUUGAAUUGGAUCCAGGCACUGGUGACCAGGUUGCUAUGUCAGAUAAUGAUGCUGAUAUUGAUAAAAACGAUGAAGUUUUGAACGGAUGUCUUUGUAAACAGCCUUCCCCGCCGAAAAAAACAUAUCGGUUGCGCUUAAGGACCCGACAAUUUUUCGACCCGCAUGAAGUCGAUGCACAGGCCGUUAUCCAAAAUUCAAGUGCAGACAGUAGAUUUGAUGUUUCUGUUGCUGAAAAAGAUGAGGAAUCUUCAGACUAUUCUCACACAGAAGAUUCAGAUUUUCAACCAAAUUUUUCUGACAGUGACGACGAAAUAAACAUCAACAUGGCAGUGAAUAAAAUUCUUAAUGACUCCCUCCAAGAGCACGAAGCUGUUAAUGAUGUUAAGAGUGACUUCCUUCAAGAGCCUACUACAACACAAGCGACAAAUGAGUUAGAAGAAAAAAGUAACAAUCGAACUAAAGAUAAUCAUAUCAUGCACUAUUGCUGUUUUUGUGGUCAGCUCAUUGCCAACAAAAUUACUAGACACUUUAUGAGAGUACAUAAAAUGGAGGAGGAAGUGAAAGCGGCAAUGGCAUUAUCGCCAAAAAACAAAACCAGGAAGGAGACAUGGACUCAGUUGAUUAGGAAGGGAGAUCAUGAGCAUAAUAUUGAGUCGUUACGAGAAAACAAAACAGAUAUUGUGGUUGUAAGGCAGAAAAGUAACAACAAGGAUCAAGAUUAUGUACCUUGCAUUCAUUGUAAAGGAUUCUUUUCAUCGAAGUAUAUUCGCAUUCACGAAAAAAACUGCUUUAUGAAAGGAGGCCGUGGCGAUGUUAAGUUCUCGCUUCAUUCUAGUAGGGCUCUUUUAGCAGCUGAAGUGAGCAAUGGUAUUUACACUAACGUGCACCAGAUUAUUUUGGCUUCUAUGAGACGUGAUGAGUUACACCUGGUUAUUAGAAAUGAUCAGUUACUGAUGCUGUAUGCCAACAUCCAGUUGCAAAUUAAACAAUCAGAAAGAUAUCAUGACAUUAGAUACAACUUACGCCUACUUGGAAGAUUACUGUUGAAAUACAGGUCACUAGUAGGUUGCUCAGACAAGAGAUCGUGUGAUUUAAUUAUACCUGCGCAUUAUGACCAGGUACUAGAAUGUGCAAAGGAACUAGCCGGAUACAAAGGACCAAGAAAUGUUGCUCAGCCAAAUGUUUUUUGCCAUUUGGGCUAUCGCCUAAAAGGACUAUGUAUGGCGGCACGGGCCUUGGCAUUAAAGGAGGGUAGUGAUACUCGUUUGGAGGAAUAUAGGCGUUUUCUGGAAUUGUAUGAAUCAGAUUGGAAUAUAUACUCAAAUAAUGCCAAGGCGGUUUAUGAAUCUGCUAAGGGAAAUGCACCAGAGGAAUUGCCAUUAGAAAGUGAUAUAAAGCUCUUUCGUGAACAUUGCAUCUUAGAAAUAAAAAGAUUGUGCGAUUUGAGUGACAUUGGAAAGCUUGAUGGUGGUGAUUACCGCAAACUUGUAAGGGUUACCAAAGCAAGAAUAAUGACUUUUAAUGCGAGACGAGGCGGUGAAGUUUCGAAGUUGAAAUUGAAGCACUGGCAAUCGGUAGUUGACGGGCGGUGGAAACGAGCGACUGACAUUAAACAAUUGGAUGAUCCAUUGGAAAGAAAGCUGGCUGAACGUUUGCAGCUUUGUUAUAUCGAAGGAAAGCGAAAAAAAAAGGUUAAAAAUGCACUUGUACCUGUGCUUUUUACUGAAGAAGUGUAUGGGGCAAUAACAAUAUUAGUAGAAAAGCGUGAAGUUGGUAACAUUGCUCCUGAAAACGACUACCUUUUCGCUUGUGGGAAUAGCUUCUUGCGGGGUUGGGACACCCUGCAAGCUGUUACCAAAGAAAUUAAAGGGCUUGUGAACCCAAAAUUAAUUACACCAACCAGGACCAGAAAAUAUUUGGCCACAGUGUUACAGCUGUUAGACAUGACCGAUGGAGAACUCACAUGGCUGACUAAUCAUAUGGGUCAUACUAACGCUACACAUCUUCAGUGGUAUAGAAAAGAAGACUCCACUAUCGAAUUGACAAAAGUAGCUAAGGUAUUGACUGCCGUUGAUACUGGUAAAUCAAUUAAAAACAAGAAAAUUGACCGAGUACUUGAAGAAUUGCCACGAAAAGGUUCAGAGUCAGGGUCUGAGUCAGAUGAUAACAAAGAUUCUUCCGGAAGUAACAAAAGUGUUGUAGAUGGAGAAAUGGUUACAGACGGUGAUUUAUUUGAGCCUCCACCACGGAAAAAGCCAAAGUCAUGGAAUUUAUGGUCAGCGCAAGAAACCAGAGAUGUUAAAAUAGCAUUCGAGAAGAAUUUAAAAUCGUUAACAAACCCAGCGCAGCAUGACGUGUUGACGGCUAUUACAAAAUUUCCACACUUACAAGACAGGGGCGAAAAAAAUGUUCGAUGCAAAGUGGUCAACAUGAUCCGGAAUUUAAAAAAAAAAUAGAAAUUAUUUUUAAUCUGCUAAUAAUUUUUUUCCCCGGACGGUUUUAUCCUAUUUGUGUUAUGUUUUAUCCUAGUUGUGUUAUGUUUUAUUUUAGUUGUGUUAUUUGCCAUCUAGUUGCUUUUACUAUC